Molecule: messenger RNA, 5474 nt
Organism: Phyllopteryx taeniolatus (common seadragon)
Lineage: Eukaryota; Metazoa; Chordata; Actinopteri; Syngnathiformes; Syngnathidae
Gene: sall1a
Product: spalt-like transcription factor 1a
Exons: 3
Coding region: 733-4641 (1302 amino acids)
Biological process (GO): regulation of transcription by RNA polymerase II
Cellular component (GO): nucleus
Molecular function (GO): RNA polymerase II cis-regulatory region sequence-specific DNA binding; DNA-binding transcription factor activity, RNA polymerase II-specific
Source: RefSeq, a predicted model, not a curated record
CCUCUCCAAAAGUUUGUUUAUUCACCCUUUGCGGUGUGUGACGACAACGUGUCCGCCACCCCGAAAAUAGAGCGUCCAAACACCCCAAAAUGAGUGCAUUCAAGUGAAGUGGACGGAGCCUCGCGUGGACUUUUGCAGUCGGGAGGGCACGCGCGAACCAGUUGCCUAUCUUAAAGGUGAUUUUUGGGGGUGUGGGGGGGACGGACGGACGGACUACUACCUGCUUGAGCAGCGAGAGGAGGAGAAAGUUGUGGAACAUUUAUCACUUGGGACAAGACCAAGGUGAACAAAAAAAAAGGAGGGGGGCUUCCUUCCUUUCUUCCUCAAGCGGAGUUGGUGAACCUCGAGUUGGGAGACGAGGAGACGAAGAAGACCCCCACCGUCCCUCCUUCCAGCAAAGCAAAUCAGGAGCUAAUUGAUUAAAGAGACUUGAUUUGAAUAGGAGGGGGGCUGGCGAGGUGCGUUUGAAAGAAGCCCCUGCCCCCCCUCCUUGCCUCCCCAGCCCCUCCUCGUCCACCUCCCUCCCUCCCUCCCUGCCUGCCGUAUGAUUAAUCGCGAGGCAUUAUUGAUAAUCAUAACGUGGCACAUGCGCCUUGGAUGGGCUCGAUGCGAGUGAAAUUCUGAGGGGCCCCUCGUUCCAUAAUUUUUUUUUUUUUUUUUUUUAAUUAUUAUUUUUUUGGGGGUCUUCUUCGCCUCUUCUCCGCUUGGUGUUUGCCCCAUGUACCAGCCAGAAUGUCGCGGAGGAAACAAGCCAAGCCGCAACACUUUCAGUCCGACCCUCAGCUGCCCGGAGCCGGCCACAAUGGGGACACAGAACUUUGCUCUGAGGACCCCCCCUGCAAGGAGUCCGACGCCCGCGUCUGCAACAGAUGUUGUGCCGAGUUCUUUGAACUCUGCGAGCUCGAGGAGCACCAAAAGAAUUGCACGAAGAAUCAGCUAGUCCUGAUUGUGAAUGAAAGUCCUGCCUCCCCCGCUAGAACCCUCUCGCCCGGGUCCCCUCCCCUUAAUCCCAACGACCAGAUGAAUGACACUGCUAAUAACACUGAUCAGACAGAGUAUGGCAACCUUUCUGACCCCAGCGCGCUGGAAAAAGACGAAUCCAUGGAUGUGGAUGUUUCAGGCAUGAGCAGUGGUCACGAAGAGGAAGGCAGCCUUGUGGAGAGUGGGAGCCCGAGCAAUGCAGUAGGCAACCUAAGUGGCAAGGGCACCGCCGGGCCUGCUGUCGGUACAUCCGCUAUUUCUGCCCCUCUUCCUCAGCUCGGCAACCUGGCCGAGCUGGGAAACUUCUCCAUCAACAGCAACGUCAUCAUCGAAAACCUGCAGAGCACCAAAGUGGCUGUGGCCCAGUUCUCCCAGGAGGCACGUACCUCCGGGGGGCCCCGGGUGGCGGUGCCUACCCUGAUGGAGCAGCUCCUUGCCCUCCAGCAGCAGCAGAUCCACCAGCUGCAGCUCAUAGAGCAGAUCCGUCACCAAAUACUGCGUCUGGCCUCCCAGUCCCCUGAAAUGCAGGUGCCCCCGACCCCAGCUCCGGGUGCUAUGGGGCCCGUCGCCGCCAGCCCACUGGCCACCCUGAGCUCCCAUCUCUCGCAACAGCUGGCCGCAGCCGCAGGCCUCGCACAAAACCUGGCUAGUCAGUCAGCCAGUAUUAGCAGCCUAAAGCAGCUCGCUGCUGCGGCACAGCUACCUCAGUCCAACCCAAGCAGCAGUGAGCCAUCUCAGAGCAUUAUCACCCUGGGGCCGUCGACAGGCAAUGCCCAUAUCCCUGAGAAGAGGCCAUGCCACAUCACUAACACCCCACUGGCAAAGUCCUCCACGCCGGCGUUCGGAAUUGGUAGCUUGCUAAGCUCAGCAGUGAAUCCCCUUCUACCUCAGCCCCCGCCAGGAAACCCCAUGUUCUCCAGUUCGCUUCCGAGCGUCGGGACCACCGUUGAGGACCUCAACUCUCUGGCAACUCUGGUGCAGCAGAGGAAAGGCAAGGUGCCCAACGUCGCAUCGUUCGAGACCAAGAGCAGCUCAGAAGAGGCGUUCUUCAAGCAUAAGUGCAGGUUUUGUGGCAAGGUGUUCGGUAGCGACAGUGCCUUGCAGAUCCACCUACGCUCCCACACCGGCGAGAGGCCCUACAAGUGCAACAUCUGUGGCAACCGCUUCUCCACCCGCGGCAACCUGAAGGUGCACUUUCAGCGUCAUAAAGAAAAGUACCCACACAUCCAGAUGAACCCGUACCCUGUUCCUGAGCAUUUGGACAACAUCCCAACGAGCACCGGCAUUCCCUACGGAAUGUCCAUGCCCCCAGAGAAGCCGGUCACCAGCUGGCUGGAUAGCAAGCCAGUCUUGCCCACCCUGACUUCCUCGGUCGGCAUGCUGCUGCCGCCGACUAUGCCCAGCCUCCCCCAUUUUGUCAAAAAGGAAGAUCACUCGAUAGCCAUAACCAACCUUCCAGUUCCUUCCACGACAAGUGACUCAGGUGCUUCUGAGCCUUCAGCAAAAAGUAGCAGAGCAUCUGAAGAGGGCGAAAGUGCAACUCUGCCUACCUCAAACGGUAAAACUGAAGAAGGCAGCCAUUCCUCAGGCUUUGUGACCAGUGUCAGCUCGGCUGCCGAGAGCACCACCGAGUACGCCACCUCCAACAGCCCGCCCAUGUUGACCAACCCGCUCAUGCCUCUCAUGUCGGACCAGUUCAAGGCGAAAUUCCCCUUUGGAGGUAUCCUGGAUCCCCUCCACGGUUCAGAGACCUCCAAGCUGCAGCAGCUUGUGGAGAACAUCGACAGGAAGGUGACAGACCCCAACGAGUGCGUCAUCUGCCACCGAGUGCUGAGUUGUCAGAGUGCGCUGAAGAUGCACUAUCGUACUCACACGGGGGAGAGACCCUUCAAGUGCAAGAUUUGCGGCAGAGCCUUCACUACCAAGGGGAACCUGAAGACCCACUACAGCGUCCACAGGGCCAUGCCUCCACUUCGAGUUCAGCACUCAUGCCCGAUAUGUCAGAAGAAAUUCACCAACGCCGUGGUGCUACAGCAGCAUAUCCGCAUGCACAUGGGCGGACAGAUCCCCAACAACCCUUUGCCUGAGAAUUAUCCGGAAUCCAUGGUCUCUGACACUGGCUCGUUCGAUGAGAGAAACUUUGACGACCUGGACAACUUCUCAGAUGACAACAUGGAGGGGAUGGAGGAGGGUCCUGACAGCAGCAUGCCCGACACACCCAGGUCAGCGGACGCUUCCCACGACAGCCUGUGCGACUCCCCGAUUGCUCUCGACCUGGAGGGACGAGAGAAUGUCCAAGGUCUGGACACGGAGGAGAUGCGAGAAUUCAAGGCUCUGUCUAAUGGCUUAACAGAGGGGGAUUGUCUCACCAACGACUCCUCGUCUCUCGGGGGGGAUGUCGAAAGCCAAAGUGCUGGUAGUCCAGCUGUGUCUGAAUCUACCUCCUCCAUGCAGGCGCCAUCCCCUGCAGGCAUUCCACAGCAGCCCCGCAAAUCCCCAGGCUUGGAAGAAAGGCAACAGAGGGCAUUCUCCAUGGAGCACACAGCCCUCCUACACCCUCACCCCUCCAACAUUGGAGCCCUGGACCUGACGUCUGUCAACCCAUCCAAGGACCCCCUGGGCAUGAUUUUCCCCUUCCGGGAACGUAGCGUAGCCAGGAACACGUCUUGCGACAUCUGUGGAAAAACAUUUGCGUGUCAGAGUGCCUUGGACAUCCACUACCGAAGCCAUACCAAAGAGCGACCGUUCAUUUGUACGGCCUGCAAUCGAGGGUUCUCUACCAAGGGCAACCUCAAGCAGCACAUGCUUACCCAUCAGAUGCGAGACCUGCCCUCGCAGCUCUUCGAGCCCUCCAACACCAGCCUGUCCUCCAGCCCCACGCCCUCCCUGCUAUCCGUCUGCUCGCUCGGAAAGCCAGAGGUCAACGGUUUCCUGCUCGCCCUCCACCCGGAGAGCAAGGACCCCUCCGCCUCCUCUGCUGCCGUUUCCGCAGCAACCACUGCUGGCUUGGUCACGCCGUCCGCUUCCACCUCACCAGUGCUGUCAGCCGCACCGCCUCGCCGGACGCCGAAGCAGCACUUCUGUAACACCUGCGGCAAGUGUUUCUCCUCAUCGAGCGCCCUGCAGAUCCACGAGCGCACGCACACUGGCGAGAAGCCCUUCGCCUGCAGCAUCUGCGGCCGUGCGUUCACCACCAAAGGAAACCUCAAGGUCCACAUGGGCACCCACAUGUGGAACAGCGCCCCUGCUCGACGUGGGCGCCGGCUCUCUGUGGACGGCCCCAUGGCCUUCCUUGGGGCCAACCCCAUCAAGUUCCCGGAGAUCUUCCAGAAGGACCCAGCGGCAGUGUCACGGGCUGGUGCCGGUGACCCGGCCAGUUUCUGGAAUCAGUACGCCGCUGCCUUCUCCAGCGGCCUGGCCAUGAAGGCCAACGAGAUCUCUGUCAUCCAGGGCGGCGGCCUGCCGCCUAUGUCGGGCGCAGGCGUGGGCAACGGCGGAAGCUCGCCCGUCGGCGGUCUGACGGGCAGCCUGGACAAACUCCACAGCGCCGAACCCAACGCCGCCCUGGCCGGCCUGGAGCGGAUGGCCGGCGCGGAGAACGGCGCCCACUUCAGGUUCACGCGAUUCAUGGAGGACAAUAAAGAAAUUGUCACAAAUUAGACACACAGAGACACACCCAGAACUGUGAAGACAAGUCUAUUGUAGUUUUUUUUUUUUGUACAAUGUACAUGUUAUAGUUCCUGGGAGCUUAUUUAUUAGUGGCUAUAACCAUGCUUGAGACGCAGUGGAAGCAUUAUAACAGUUAGACCAGAUGUGUGUGCGUUUGUGUGUGUGCGUGUGUGUGUGCGUGCUUCUUCUCAAGACGAUGUGUGAUAGAAACUCUGAACUUGGCAUUAAGUUAUUUCCGUGUCCCCCUUGUAGUGUUACAUAGCUAUGACGUCUGCCUGUAAGAUCCAAAAACGCUGUAAAUAAUGUACACUGAUCUUGUAGUUGGUCUGAUGUGUGUUCACAGACCCCCUACCACUUUUCCUCCACCCCCACAUUUUAUUUAAUUUAAGGAAGACGAAACAUGGACGUGUAAAACAGUGUUUGUUGCUACUUUCCAUGAUUGUUUACUUCCAUACUCCUCCAUUCCCCCCAAUAUUUGGAACUGAGACAGCCAAUCGUUCUCCACAGUGCUGCUAACGUGAUGUGUUCAAGUCCCCCAAAUAGAUGAUGAUGUACAUACAUGUCAAGAAGUCCAGUGGCCAGCUGACACACAAAAAGGAUGGAUAGUGUUGUUGUUUUUUUUUUGUUUUUUUUUUUAUAUAUAAAUAUAAAUAUUAUAUUGGGUUUGACAAACCUUUCGGACUGUUACAUGCACUUUCUCGGAAAGGUGGAAGAUCUUUAAUGGGUCCAGUUUCUCUACACUUUAAUACCUACUAACAAAAACUCUUAAGAUACUGUAAUUCUUUACUCGAAUAAUAAUCAAAUACAUCAGUUUUCCAAAAGAA